AGCUGCUGCUGUGACGUAGCCGUCAACCAACACAUAUAGACACCGGCUGCCGCUGAGCCUGCUCCAGUCUCAAUGUGGGGGGAAAUGACCGCGAGUGACCUCAAAGGAAACACUGUAUUUUAGCGACCGCUCAACAUUUGCAUUUUGUUUUGAUUUCCAUCAAACGGCAAAGCUUUAACUUGACAUUUUGGCGUUAGACACGUAAAAUAAGGGGAAAAUAAUUAGCUCUAACGUUAAGUCGGGUGACAAUCCCUCGAUUUGAAAGCAGCGGUGCUAACACAAGCUAAGCUAAGCUCAAGCAGGGCAAGUCGGUGCUGCAGAUGCUAGGCUAAGCUAGGCUAGUUUCUGUCAUGGAUAAAGCCAAGUCAAUGAUGGACAAGAAAGGAGCGACGGGACCUUUCCAUGUUAACAACGGGCAGAGCCAGCGGGGAUUUCACGGACACGUCGCGGUAGCCACUAACGGUGGUUGUUGCAGCAGUAAUGCGUUAGGUUCGAGCACCGGAGCGAGCAGCGGACCCUUUGAGAACAUGCAUCUCCUGCACCGCGGGGACGAUGCGGAGUGCCACGGCUCCCCGGCGAAGAGGUGCAGGCUACGGCGGAGGACGGAGUCGGUCAGACGGCACAGACCACCUUUCCCCUGGUUUGGUAUGGACAUCGGUGGCACAUUAGUGAAGUUGGUGUACUUUGAGCCAGUUGAUAUAACAGCAGAGGAAGAGCAGGAAGAAGUGGAAAACCUCAAGUCCAUCCGCCGCUACCUCACCUCAAACGUGGCCUAUGGCAAAACAGGAGUCCGUGAUGUCCACCUGGAGCUGAGGAACCUGACCAUGUGCGGCAGGACGGGAAACCUACACUUCAUCCGCUUCCCGACUCAGGCCAUGCCUCGUUUUAUCCAGAUGGGUCGCGACAAGAACUUCUCCAGCCUUCACACAACUCUCUGUGCCACUGGAGGUGGAGCAUACAAAUUUGAGAACGACUUCAGAACGAUGGCCGACCUGGAGCUGCUGAAGCUUGACGAGCUGGACUGCCUGAUCCGCGGCCUGCUGUUUGUCGACCGGGUGAGCUUCAAUGGACACCAAGAGUGCUACUACUUCCAGAACCCAUCAGACACCCAGAGCUGUGUGAAGAAGCCCUGCACCCUGGACAACCCCUUCCCCAUGCUGCUGGUCAACAUCGGCUCUGGGGUCUCCAUACUGGCCGUGUAUUCAGAGAACAAUUACAAACGUGUGACUGGGACCAGUCUGGGAGGUGGAACAUUCCUGGGCCUUUGCUGUCUGCUGACAGGCUGCGAGACGUUCGAGGAGGCGUUGGAAAUGGCCAGCAAAGGCGACUCUACCAACGUGGACAAACUGGUGAAAGAUAUCUACGGAGGGGACUACGAGCGCUUUGGCCUGCAGGGCUCCGCUGUUGCAUCAAGUUUUGGUCACAUGAUGAGCAAAGAGAAGCGAGACAGCAUCAGUAAAGAAGACCUGGCCAGAGCCACACUGGUCACCAUCACUAAUAACAUAGGAUCCAUAGCAAGGAUGUGUGCGGUCAAUGAGAAAAUCGAGCGUGUGGUGUUUGUGGGGAACUUCCUUCGUAUCAACACAGUGUCCACAAAGCUGCUAGCCUAUGCCAUGGACUUCUGGUCUAAAGGACAACUGAGGGCCCUCUUCCUGGAACACGAGGGGUAUUUUGGAGCUGUUGGGGCGCUGAUGGAGCUGCUCAAGACCUCUGAGGAUCCAUGAAGUCAUGGCAUGUCAUGACAUCAUCAACUCUAACAAAGACGAUGUCAUCCAACCCCUGUACGCUGUGAUGUCAUCAACUUUCGACGCUGCUGAGUGGUCCCGUUCAAACAGGGCCACUAAAGGAACACUAAGAGAUGAACACAGAAACUGAGAAAAGCCAUUUAAUAAUUUAACUCUUGUAAAUAGUUAAUAACCUCUAACACUCAUCUCCUAAAUUUCCUAAAUUUCCCAGAGUCCCCCCUAUUAUAGAGGUUUAAUAUUUUAAUCUUUAAUUUAUGGUUUCCUGUAAUUACCUCUGUUGUUUCCUGUAACCGGGCCGGGGGUCAGGAGGUACAGAGGGUUUUAGUGGGUUUUUUUGUUUUGUUUUGUUUUGUUUUGUUACUUUGUGUGAAAAGCUACUGUAGCAUUAUGGAGGCUGGGAUGCCUUGGUGACUAUUUUUGCAACAAUAUUAGGACAGGAUGUCUGCACAGAGAAGAAUUUGUCUUUUUUACCACAUAGUGGUCACCCAGCAUCAAGCUGCAGCUGAAAAACAGUAAAACGAAAAGGUUUAUAUGUUUGGAAGGCAUUUUGUUGCACAAAAAGUAGGCCACCACGCUGCAGUCUUACAGAGUGCACUGAAGCCAAAUCCUGUUGUGGUUCGUACAAAUUCCGCCUCCUUCAGAUCAGACAGUAGGCAGAAAACUUUCUCUCUUUUUUUUUUUUACUCUUUAGUUGCUCCGCUGCACAUUGGCCUUUUUGCUUUUUGUUUGUGUCUCUUCCGUUUGCCAACAUGAAAACAACAUUAACAACACAUAUACAUACCAAGCUGACCUGCUGAGUUUAGUUUAAGAUUAAGGGACCAAGUCUUCCAACAGAAAGCUUUGUCUGCAUUGUCUAUUUCUGUUGACGGGCAUCACCACACUUCAGUACAGUCUGGUCCGGGAGCUGGAGUCUCCCCCUUCCCUGUCUAUCAGUGUGAAUUACACUUCAGCAGGUCAGACGCCUUCUUUCCUCACCCUCUAGCUCCAUUUCCACCCUGCUGCCUUGUUUGGAUGAUGCAGUGUGAUUUCAUUCAUGUUAAGACCAUAUGACUCAUAGCAUUACAAAGGUUCAGCACUUGGGCUGUAGAUGCAAAUGUGGAACAUGGUAACACCUUUUGGGGGGUGGCAAUAGGGACCAAGAUGGUUCAUUAAGAUUGUAAUAACUCUUCUGUAUCGUUAUCAGCACGUGUACUUGAGGGAGCAACGUACCCUCUGAUGAUCUCUGAUUAAAUGUGAUAUCACUCUGAAGCAAAUGCAAACAGAGCAGAGAUUGACAACAACCUGCUGUAGUGAACUAGGAGGCUCAGGUCUGGAUGACAAAUAUAUAAGCAGGCAGUCAACAGAAUUAUUGUUUAGCAGAAUCAUUCAGAUUAUUUUUAACACAAUCUGAUCUCUAAAUCACAACCUCAUCACCUCUAGUCACAUCCUCUGCAUUAUAUAACAUCCUGGACCUUUUAGAGCCUUUCACCUCUGUUUAAUGUCAAGCAGCUGAACUAUGAAGCUGGGACAAUGAGGUGUCUCAAUUGCUUUCCUCUGCGCCACUGUCUACAUGCCUUUACUCUCCUGCAGAGAAACCGUGCUCUUCCCCCGUUUUUUGAAUCACAUUUAGUCUUUUUCACCUCCAUGCAGUCUUUUCACUCAAGACUACUUCCUUUAAAAAAGUACCUCCAAAAUCACCUCUACCCAUACUUAAUAUUGGUUAGAUUUGUGGCUUCUGAGCCUGAUCUUUACGGGACCCGUAGUACAGUAACAAGGGUAAAAUGCUAAUCAGAUAGUUGAAUAUAAUACAAGUCCUUUCAACUUCUUUGGGACAAACUCUCCUCUUCACCAUCUAGUGAACCCUUGGACUUCACGUUUACCCUGAUAAUGAACAUGUUUGCUGAUCUGCAGUUCUUUUCAUUAGUUUAUUGUUAAAAAGAUAGAAAGGACAGUUGGAUUUAUGGCCACGUCGUUCUUAGGACGUUUUAGAUAAGAUGUAUUUAUCCACAGUGACUUACAUUUCGCUAACAUUUUACAUAAAAGUUUUGCACCAUUUGAUGUAAUUAAAUUAGCAAAUUACAAACUAAAAGUUAACGAGUCAUAGGGUUAGAUAAUAAUCCAAUCUUCAUUUUAGUACACAGUUCUAUUAGAAUGCAGACACUUUGGCCAGUGUGAAGAGUUAAACAUCUAGUUCAUGACAUCGAUGAUGGAUGUGUUCAAUACAGCUUGUUUUCAGUUGUGACUCUUCACACUGUUCUUUCCGAGUGCUUUUUUUUCUUUUUUAAUUUGCCUUGUUCCAACUCAUGUUUGGAUGAUGAGUGGCCUCCAGCCUUCAGAUGCCACUCGGUCACAAGCCCAUAAGUUGCCUUCACUGUGUGUUUGCCUGUUUACAUCGUGUUAGUGCCCUUCACUCUCCUGUAUGGAUUCAUUGUUCACCUGCUCAACUUCACCUCAAUGUUUUUGAAAAGUCAUGCUAGCAGAUACAUCUUUGUUUCACUCUUGCUUUAGGUGUUUUUCUUUUUAAAAUACUUAUUUUGGGAAAUACAGAGAAUUAGAAUUUU
Molecule: messenger RNA, 4285 nt
Organism: Labrus mixtus (cuckoo wrasse)
Lineage: Eukaryota; Metazoa; Chordata; Actinopteri; Labriformes; Labridae
Product: pantothenate kinase 1-like
Exons: 8
Coding region: 351-1724 (457 amino acids)
Biological process (GO): coenzyme A biosynthetic process
Cellular component (GO): cytosol; nucleus
Molecular function (GO): ATP binding; pantothenate kinase activity
Source: RefSeq, a predicted model, not a curated record